Messenger RNA from Polyodon spathula (Mississippi paddlefish), 2895 nucleotides. RefSeq names its product transforming growth factor beta regulator 4 (gene fastkd4). The transcript is spliced from 11 exons. The coding region runs from base 136 to 2055 and encodes 639 amino acids. NCBI's taxonomy places the organism in Eukaryota, Metazoa, Chordata, Actinopteri, Acipenseriformes, Polyodontidae. Gene Ontology annotation, cellular component: mitochondrial matrix; ribonucleoprotein granule. Gene Ontology annotation, molecular function: RNA binding. Gene Ontology annotation, biological process: mitochondrial RNA processing; regulation of mitochondrial mRNA stability. The record is from RefSeq and is a predicted model, not a curated record.
UUCACGCAAGAUGUCAUCAAUCCGCGACACUAACACUGUGGUCCAAUAUGGGUGUCGUCUAUCUAUCUUUCACAGUGUGAAAAGGUACAGUGAGAUGAGGAGGCAUUGUUUUAGAAAGCAGUAGUUUGAAUACUCAUGUCCACUCGAUUGUUGAUACGCUGCAUUCGUCUCCUGGGGUCCCACUCCCCAGGGGUGUCUGCCCUCCCUGCCGCCUGCAAGCUCCCCCUUACUACUUCUGCCCCUCCUCUGGCUGCCUUGACGCUGCGGCUGCACACUUCCACCGGCGGGGCACGUAGUGAGGGGCGGAGACAGGCCCAGGCCAAAGCCCAGGAGGAUGUGUUCCUGCGGCAGCCCGAGCGCACAGAGCUAGACGAUCUGAUUGAUGGGGCUGGCAGUGUUGAGGAGCUGCUGCAGGUGUGGGCGGAGAGGGGGGGCACCGGGAACCAGGCCGCCACAGUCCUGAUACAGCUCGCCCGUCUCUCCAUCACCCCUGAGAGCAAGACCAACACUGCGGAGAUACUUCAGGACUGUAGGUUCCAGCAGCUGCUGCGGACUGUCGACACACAGAUCUCCUUGGUGUGGAACGGCACUCUGGUUACUCUGCUGAGGAGCCUGUCCCAACUGGGGGUGUCCUCAGGGGAGCCAGCCCUGCGCUCUGUCCAGAAUGAGGCUCAUUGGCGGCUGCGGCGGCUCAGCUACAGGCACCUGGUCUCGCUGGCAGACUCCUGUACCAGCCAGGCCUGUGAUGAGCAGCAGAGGGUGCUGCUGAGCGACGUGGUGAAGCAGCUGGAGCUGCGCUGGACUGAGAUCAGCGAGCCCCGCAACGUGGCUCUGCUCAUGGGCAAGUUGGGGCACCUGUCUGGGGCACUCAUGGACCGUCUGGAAGACAAGGCUCUGGAGCUGGCGGAGCGGUUCUCUCCGGAGGAUACACGGCGGGUGGCCCUGGCCCUGGCUGCUCAGAACCGGCGCUCAGUGCCCCUGCUGCGGGCGCUGUCCUACCACCUGGUGCAGAAGCACGGGAUAGAACUGCGGAGCGGGCUGCUCGUCGACCUCGCCUUCGCAUACGGCAAGCUGAAUUUCCACCAGACUCAGGUGUUCCAACGCAUUGCCACUGACCUGCUCCCCCGCGUGCCCGAGCUGGGUGCCAGCGACAUCACACGCUGCGCCAAGUCCUUCGCCUACCUCAAAUGGCUUAACCUGCCACUUUUCGAAGCUUUCGCCCAGCAUGUCCUGGUGCACAGUGAGAAAUACAGCACCCCCCAGCUGUGCAACCUGAUCCUUGCCUUCGCUCGCCUCAACUACCAGCCCAUCAAGGGGGAUGCCUUCUACAGCAAGGUCCAUGAGAAGCUGGACAGUGCUCUGGGGCAGCUGGACCCCUACAUGCAGACAGACGUGGUGUGGUCCCUGUGUGUCCUGCAGCAGGCCAGGCCCUCCUACUUGCAGAGCGUGCUGGAGCCAGACUUCUACAAGAAGCUGACAGGCUCAGGUGGCUCCUCGUCACGGGAUGAGAACUACAUGCUGAAGCUGCUCCACAUAAACACCACAGCGAUGCUGGAAUGCCCUGAGUACAGGGGUCCAGUCCUGCCUCUGGAGGCCUGUAUGUACCCCGGGGAGAAGAAGGCUUCGGCACUGCAGAACGGACUGAGGGAGGCGCUGAGGGGGCUGGUGGGGGAGCAGCAGGGCUUGUACCACUCGGCUCUCAGCACAGUGUACGGCUGGACCAUUGAUGGUGAGUUGGUUUUGAACUCGGAGAGCAAUCCCGUCCCAUUGAAAGAUCUGGCUGCUCCACACCUCCCGCAGGCAGGGGGCGCCACACCACUGCCCCCAGGGGCCAAGAGGAUAGCCUUCCUGGCCUGUGAGUUCCCAAAUUACAACUCCAGAAGCAAGGAUCUCCUGGGGAGGUUUGUGAUGCAGAGACGUCACCUACGGCUGGCCGGCUUUCUCACUGUGGAUGUACCGUACUACGAGUGGCUGGAGCUGAAAUCCGAUUCGCAGAAGGUGGCGUACCUAAAGGACAAGAUGGGGAAAGCAGUAGCUGAGGACAUGGCAAAAUAAAUAAAAAAAAUACCUGUGUAGUGAAACCUUAUUUAAAAACAAAAAAACAAAACAAUCAUUCUUGAAAGGAAUUGUAUUUUUAUAUUCCAGUUUCACAAUUAUAGACUGCGUCACUCCUGUAAGGUUUCCAAGUAACCAUGCAUUCCCUUGUUAAGGUUCCAGAAUCCUCUUCUGUCACCCAGACAACCACCUGCUUUCUUUGUUACCUUAGCAACUGGAAAGGCUUGGAAUAAAGGAUUGUGAAGACUGUUUGUUUUGAGGGGAAAGUCCUGAAGCUACAGAUAUAGGUGAUAAUCUCAUAUACGCUGUAUGGAUAAUAAUUUCACAGUACUGCUUGAUUGAUUGGCUGAACUAUUGAAGUAUACAUGGGGAAUACACAAUAAAAAAUGUAUGCACUUGUAUAGUUUUACCACAAAUGAGAAUGAGUGAAUGAAACAUGAGCCCCAAAGGGGUUGGUUGGUUGUUUUUUUUUACAGUCCCCCUCAUGAGUGAAGUAACCACAGCCCGCCAUGGACAUCCAUACAAUAUUCUGUUUAUAUAGCAAGUUAAAUGUAAGGAGAAGACAGUUUAAACCUGAAUUUGGAAAAUUUCUUUCCUUAGAUCAAGCUCUGCAUCUGCUUGGCAACACAUCAUGAUGGAUGCAAAUAGAUUCCAAAAGGAGAUCAGGGAAACUAAUUUACUCUGUAGCAUUGACUACAAAAAAAACUACAUCCUUCAACAUGUGUUAAAUAAAUCUUAUUUUAAUGUUAUACUACUGUUUGUGCUAUGAAGAUCUAAGUGAUGUUGACCUACAUUACUGUUUAUAUCCUUGGACAGGGAUGUGUGUGUUACCGAUGCAUU